Chara braunii is the source of this 1831-nucleotide messenger RNA. Lineage: Eukaryota; Viridiplantae; Streptophyta; Charophyceae; Charales; Characeae. The record is from the annotation of a GenBank genome assembly.
CGGUACUUUUAUUCGGCCUCGGUCAAGUUGAACUUGACCCAUGGUACUUGCUGUCCAAUUUCGGCCGGCGAUGCGGUUUUCGCCUUCCCUUUUCCACGGGAGUUGUUGUUGCUUCGUGGCUGGACAGCGGACACCUGAUCUCCCACACGGUCAGCAGUGCCCCGCCACCAUGACGGUUUCAGCUUUGGGGAUGCGAGGCGAACUGGCCAACGAGUCCAUUGCUGCGUACCGACAACGGUUCCAAGCUCAGCUCGCACUGAUCGAGGUUGAGGAACAGCGCCAGGCGGCAGCCGAGGCUGCCCGCCUACAUGCUGAAGUGGAAGCAGCAACUGAAAAGCAGCGGCUUCAGGCCGAAGCUGACGCAGAUGCCCAGGUCCGCCGCAAGGAAGCCCAGGAUCUGCUGCAGCGACACGAAGCCGCCAACGUCGACAAGCUCAAUGCCACAUCAGCAGUGCCAGAUCAGCGGUGCCACGUCAGCAGUGCCAUGUCACAGUGCCAAGUCACAAUGCCACGUCACAGUGCCAUGUCACAGUGCCAAGUCACAAUGCCACGUCACAGUGCCAAGUCACAGUGCCACGUCAGCAGUGCCACGUCACAGUGCCACGUCAGCAGUGCCACGUCCGCAGUGCCAGAUCAGCAGUGCCACUUCCGCAGUGCCAGGUCACAUUGCCACGUCAGACAUACAGUGCCACGUAAGCAGUGCCACGUCAGACACAGUGCCACGUCAGCAGUGACGUUCAACACAGUGCCACGCCGGACACAGUGCCACGUCAGCAGGGACGUUCAACACAUUGCCACGUCAGCAGUGCCACAUCAGCAGUGCCACAUAGAGGCUGAGGAACAACGCCUUCUGGCAGUUGAGGCUGCCCGCAUACGAGCUGAAGAGGCAGCAGCAGCAGAGAAACUGCGGCUACAGGCCGAUGCAGAAGCAGAUGCCCAGGCUCGCCGAAAGGAMGCCCAGGAUCUGCUGCAGCGGCAUGAAGCCAACAGCAUCGACAAACUCAAGUACUGGCAUUUUCAACYGAACGGCGACGACGCAACACCGGAAGAAAAGCACAAGGAGUUCCUCUCCAAACUCGUGAUGCGGUUGUUGUAUGCUUGCAACUACCAAAGGUCAGAGUUGGAGAGACAGCAUCAGGAAUUGGCGACGCUCCGCCGCACAGUGCAGAGCCACGAGGAUGCAACUCGGGCACUCAAUGCCCGAUUGUUGGACCUGGAACAGGCAGUACCAAGCCGCCAACUGGAGGACCGCGUUGACCACGUAGUGGCAAUGCUCGGCGACAUCAGCACCUUCGCUGCGCCGACCACCACCAUCAGCAGUCAGCUGCAUACAUUGAAGACCGAGGUCCAGAAGCUGCAGUCGACGAACGCAGACGACAAUCCGAAGAUGUACAAGAUGCCAACUUUCAACCUGGAGAGGUUCGACGACUACACGCAGCAGGAUCCCGUCCUCUGGUGGGAAGCAUUCACAACGCAACUCAGGAUUCUGCGAGUAGCCAAGCAUGCGUACAUCGGCGCCCUGUUCCUGAACUCUAAGGGCGGAUGCCAGACCUGGUUGAGCCACCUGGCAACCUCCCACGGCGUCAACGUACCAGACUUAAAGGACGUAAUCACAUGGGAGGAACUAACACGGCUGUGGAAGAAGCGGUUCAUCGUCGACGACGCGCCGCACUCGCCAUCAACCGUUUGUUCACCAUGUCACAGGGCAACACARCAACACGGGACUGGCUCACGGAGUGGCAGAAGAUUGCGGCUGUGCCCAAUUUGAACCUACCAUUCGAGCAUCUACGCCGUGAGUUCUACAACAGGUCCUGUGCGGCAUUGAGCCAGG